Molecule: messenger RNA, 1191 nt
Organism: Dendrobium catenatum
Lineage: Eukaryota; Viridiplantae; Streptophyta; Magnoliopsida; Asparagales; Orchidaceae
Exons: 2
Coding region: 177-740 (187 amino acids)
Source: RefSeq, a predicted model, not a curated record
CCAGCUCAUUAAUAAUUGCCCUCAGCUCCUGCCACCCUCCUUCUCCGGCUUUCUCUCUCUAUCUCCCUAGAAUUCUUUUUUCUCUCUCUCUAGAGUUCUUUUCUUUCUCUCUCUAAAUUUCUUCAACCCGUGAGCCUUUUUCUCCGCGAUUUGAGCGGGAGACAAAGACGGCGAGUAUGAUCGGUCGACGACCUCUUCCCCUUCUCUUCACACUCAUUCCUCUCAUAUUAGUCGCCGCUACGGCGAAAGAAGCGGCGGAGGAAGCUCCGGCGACGACCGCUUACGAGGUUCUACGGCAGCAUGGUCUUCCGAGCGGCCUCUUCCCUAAGGGCGUACGCGAAUUCCACCUCGAUGAAGAAGGCCGCUUCGAGGUGCAUUUGGAGGAAGAGUGCACGGCUAAAUUCGAGACGGAGGUCCACUACGCCCGCAACAUCACCUGCACAGUCACCUACGGCCAGAUCACCGCCAUCUCCGGCCUCUCCGCCCAGGAACUCUUCCUCUGGUUCCCCGUACGAGGCAUCCGCGUCGAUAUUCCCAGCUCAGGCCUCAUCUACUUUGACGUCGGCGUCAUCUACAAGCAAUUCUCCCUCUCCCUCUUCGAAACCCCUCCCGAUUGCUCGCCCUCCCGCGAUCAUCUCCUCGAGGGUUCCCGCAUCGCCCAGAUCGUUUUGGAGAGCCAAUCAGGGAAGCUGCGGUACGACCUUGAUCAAGAAUACACCAUGAGUGCCGUCGUCGCCUGAUCUCGGACGGCUGUGAAAUAGUCUUAAUUUGUUCGCCAUGGGAAGAAAAUGUUCUGAGCAUCGGCUGCUAUGGCUUGCAGGGUUUCCUCUGAUUCGACUCUGUUUCUGUGCUGUUGGUGUGUUUGUGUGCUUCCGGUAUGAAAUAGCGCAGCAGAAUAAUCAGUCUAUGGGCUCGCCGUCGCCGCGCGAGUUCAGAAUUUGGCCGUGUAUAGGUGGGAGACGAUGGAGGUCAUCCUGGUACUUUCGCAGCCGACACAGAGAGGGAGGAGAUGUUCUAGAGAGAGAGAGAGAGAGAGAGAGGACGGUGUGAAUUGCGUGUAUUUUCUGUUCCUUCGAUAGAAGUUUUGUCUGUGUAAAAUGAGUUACUGUGAGUGGCCUCCAAAAUUAAAAGAGUUACUGUCUGUCCAAUGUCUAUAAAUGUAUGUUAUUUUUAUUUAGGGAUUUUUACAUA